Messenger RNA from [Torrubiella] hemipterigena, 4449 nucleotides. The record is from the annotation of a GenBank genome assembly. Lineage: Eukaryota; Fungi; Ascomycota; Sordariomycetes; Hypocreales; Clavicipitaceae.
AGCCGCUCUGCACUACGGUACCGACAUUGGACGUUUUGAACAAGAAACAUUCAACAGGAAAAGUUAAAAUCAAGCAGCAGCUAAUGGCAUGUCUCACAGCCCGACUGCCAGAGCAGCGGUAUCAGCACCGCCAUACCGUGGUCUCGGUCUCGUCUGGCAUGUAAUUGAGCGCUAUAUUAUAGACAAUGGGCUCCGUCACGUUCCAUGCGGGAACAAUUGAAGCCAACCACGGCGCGCACACAGACAGAGACGCACGUAUUGUUGGCCCUCUCCAACGCUGCUUCAUUAUUAAACUCCUCCCUCCAGCGGGGGCCGACAGGGCGUUUCACUAGCCAAUGCCUUGGAGACAGUGUUGGUGUUGGUGGGGCGGGGUUGGGUUUCGCCACACCAAAGGGAGUCGGCGCCUCCAUUCUUCGGCGGUUCAGGGGUACUCCUUUCGGGGGGCCUUUAGCGCCCUUUUAGUGCCAUCGUGUGCCUUGGCUUCCCCUGGAAGGGACCGCCGUCGUGUCCUGAAGAAACUGCCAGUUCAAGGUUUAUUUGCUGUCGACAUUGCAGGCUUGCCCCUGUCUCUAUCCAGGUGACCAUUUGCCAUUGCCUGGCCUCUUCAUCUAAUUUGCCCAUCUUCGCUUCCUUUUCCCUCUUUUUUUUCCCUUUGGUUCUCUCCCUCGCGUUUUCUAUCACUGUCCCCCCCAGAAACCUUUGUUGCCAAAGAACCAGCGCUCCCUGGCCCUUUCCAGCCUUUGCCAAAACUGUGGAAACCUUAUCACCCACUCCUGUCUCAAACCGAACCUCAGUCCAGCAGCGCUUAGAUGAAACGGAUCUCUGGCCGUUGCCGAACUGGCCCGCUCUUUCUCAUGCUCUAACGGAUUAUUCUUCUCACUUUUGACGCGUUAAACUAGAAACGCCAAACAAUUAAGGCUAUAUACAGCAUACAGUGAGAACAAAAGGCCCCGAGCACGCGUAACACAGGGCCGGCACUAGCUGCAGCAGAAAGGGUUGCUCCCUACGCCACAUCCGAACAAGCUCUGAAUUCCACGCCUGUUUGAAACUAUGGAUGCAGCCGUCAAGGACGCCGUCGACAGCCAUGCGGCGGACCUGGUAACCUCCCACGAGAAUGCUCAAGAAACAUCCACCGAAGAAAGGAUUGUCGCGGAAAGCGUUCCACUCCCUCCUGACGAAACCGAUGAGGAAGUGGAAGUUGAGACCCCGAAGCUGACACAUGAUUCCAUGGUCACCGUUCGACUAUCUGAACCUCCUUCCCUCAUCCUCAACACCACAGACGCUACCUCUCCAAACCAUCACGACGAAGACGAGCAGGAGCAGGAGCAGGAACCGGCAACAUCCAACGACAAGCAGGACGCUGAUGAUAAGCUUGACGACCAAGAAACAAGUAGCGAACCAGACACCGUAAUCACCAACGACGCGGAUAACACCGAUACAGCCAGAGCUAGUAGUAGCACUAAUAACAGCACGGCUCCUUCGCCGACGGACGAAGAAGACAUGGCUCGACUCACUCGAAUAACGCUGGAGCGGAUCGACACUAGUCGAACGCUUCGAGACGAAUUGGAUAACUUUGACUCCCACAGCCAUGCCAGCGACUCCUCCUCCGAUUUCGAAGAGGUCAACUGGGAACAACUUGAAAAGACGGAAGACGAACAGCCCAAGGAUGAAGAAUCAGAUUCAACUGCCCUCCUCCUCGCCCGAUUAGAACAAGAAAAUGCCAAACUGGCAACAAACCCCAAAACAGCCAAGGUACAGGCUGUUGAACGGCUACAAUCUUCGAAGUCGAGACCUCCAUCAAUAGCAAAGCUACGGCAAAUGGUGAACGAGCCAACAUCGUCCGCCCUUCGAUAUUCAUUAGUCCCGCCGCCGCCAAUGACUGAUCUCGAAUUUUAUGCUGCCCUCGUCAAAGAUUAUCAACAGACAGCUGCUCGACUGCCUACAUUAUUAUCGAAUAAAAUACGAAAGGGUAUACCGCCACCACUACGAGGUGUCGUCUGGCAAAGUAUGUCAGGUGCCCGCGACGUCAGCCUUGAGCGCCAAUACGACCGACUCUCUGGAGAAUCUAGCCCCUACGAACUAUUAAUCGGCAAAGAUCUAGGUCGCAGUUUCCCCGGCGUAGACAUGUUUCGCGAAGCAGAUGGUGAAGGACAGCUCAUGCUUGGACGCGUUUUAAAAUGCUUUAGCUUGUAUGACACCAAAAUUGGCUACUGCCAGGGACUUGCUUUUCUCGUUGGUCCCUUGUUGAUGCAUAUGCCCGAUAAGCAAGCCUUUUGCGUUCUUGUCCGGCUUAUGGAACAAUACGAUUUGAGAGCAUGCUUUUUGCCCGACCUUUCUGGACUUCAUGUACGCAUCUAUCAGUUCCGUGAAUUACUACGCCAACAUCUACCCGGUCUCGCCGCCCAUAUGGAAGAACUCCAGGUUGAGACAGCAUAUGUAUCACAGUGGUUCUUGAGCUUCUUUGCCGUCACCUGUCCACUGCCCAUGCUCUUCCGUAUUUACGAUGUGCUAUUCGCUGAAGGUGCCUCUGAGACUCUUAUGCGGGUUGCCCUUUCUCUUAUGCGAAAGAACGAGGCCCGACUCUUGGCUUGUACAGAGCUGGAAGAUGUUAUGCAGUUGCUGCUCUCCCGUGGCCUAUGGGAUUGCUACCACUACGACGCGGACGACUUUGUGCAAGACUUUGCAAGCUUGUCCGGAGCAGUUACUCGGGAGAGGCUUGCGCAGCUUGAGCAGGGUUACAAGGAGUCGCUCAUUGCCACGGCCAAUGCCGCUCGAGUUUCGGACAUCACAACCGCAGCAACUCGCUUCUUAGGUCGUCUCUGGGCCUCGACACCAGCCACCACUACAAAGACGCCUACCCUGACACCGGGUCUCAGUGCACCUGGUCGCCCUUUGAGCAUCUUAAAGCGAAGCCCAUCGAAACAAAGUAUUGCAUCUACAUUGAACUCAGUGGAAGCAAGCUCUGCCAGCCUAACAAGCUCCUUAUCGACUGACGAAACUGCCAUGUCUCGCGACUUUACAACAGAUGAAUCAAGCCGAGAGUCUACCCCGGUAGCACCGAAAGGUCUUGGUCAUGGAAAAAGCACCGACGAUCGUUACUUGCACAGCCAGAUAGAGGAUCUUCUGACUGCUCUCACAGAGCUUCAGCGAAACCAGGCACUUUUGGCAAAUCAACUUCAACGUGAGCGGGAGGAGCGUGACGAAGACAAGCGCGCCGUCCAAUCACUGUUAGAAGGACUUCGACGGAAAGCGAGUACCAACGAUGCCACUACUGAGGCAUCCGAAGAGUCCGAAGAUGACAGCGACGAAGCUGAUACCGAAUCGGAUGAUGCAGCCACUACGCCACUCUCGGAUAACACUGAAAAGCCACUCGCAGCGCCUGUCAGCGAGGCGGAGGAUGCACCAUCCACCGAAGACCUCUCUGAGCUGCUGGAUCGCGUUGAAAAGCGGUUCGCAUUGACAGAUGGAAACAAGCAUCGGUCGUCUAUGAUGAUGACAAAGUCGCAGUUGCGGGAAGAAUUGAUGCAUGCAAAGGGUGAACUGGCAAUUGUGUCUACGCAAUGUCAAGAUUUGAACCGCCGUGUACAUGACAUGGAUGAGGAAAUGAUUACUCUAAAGGAACAGCUACGCGAGCGCCAUGGACACGUUCGAACACUCCAUAACGAUAAGCAAAGACUGGAGAAGCAGCUACAAAUGAUGCGGGCAACCUCCAAUGGCCCUGACUCUGAUGUAUGGCCAAAGGAGAUGGACCCAGAUUGGGGAGCCAAGAGCGUGGCAGCUGGGCUAAGAGAGCUGAAGCUAGGACGAAGCAAGUCCACACCCAACUCGCAACCUGGCAAACGCAUCUCAUCUAUGCCACUUGUGCACGACUUUGGUUCCGACGACGCCGCAUCAGAGCACGAUGCAUUGCUCGUGGAACUAGCACAGGCCAAAACGGCGGAGGCCAUGGCCAAACAGGAUGCGGAAGAGGCAAAACAGAAGCUAGAAGCGAUGCGCAAGGCUUAUGGUAUACCUGUGGGAGAUUCGCCGACAACAGCUACGACUCCAACAGGUGCUAUGGGUGUAUUCAGCCGGUUUGCCGGGCCAGCUGCCGCGCCAACUAAUGAUACACCGCCCAAAGCAGCAGCAUCAGCGGGUGCGAAUAUGGCAGCUACAGUUACCGGUGCAUUUUGGGGAUGGAGACGAUAAGUAAAAAAGCAUCUCUUGACCAGAAGCAUGGCAGAUGCUGGGCACAGCAGAAGAAAAUGGGGGGCAGGCUAGAGACGGAUAUGCGCACUUAUGCGCAGUUGCGAAGAAGGACACAUUAUCACGGCGUUUGGAUACAUCUUUAUUUACACACCUUGGGCAUGGCUUGUUUUUGAAUUCUAAAGGAAGACAUUUAUCUACACAGAGAUGAGCAUAGCAUUCAUUAUUAUUCACAUAGAUACCACACAUUUGAAUUGUAUACAU